AUGAUGGAGACACCAUUAUUGCUAACAGACAAGCAAGUGCAGGAGUUUUUAAUCAAUGGUUAUUUGAUUCUUCAACCCAUCUCCCUUGAUAGAAAUUUUCACUCAUCAAUAUUUACUGAAGCUGAGUCAAUUUUCCAACAAGAUGCCAAUCCAGGAAACAAUAUUCUUCCACAAAUUCCUCAACUUCAGUAUGUAUUCGAUGAUCCAGUAAUUAAAGGUGCAUUAAUAAGCUUAUUGGGUUCAAAUUACACCAUGCAACCGCAUCGCCAUGCGCAUGUAACACGUCCGGGAACUGCAGACCAGACAUGGCAUAAAGACAGUUACUUUGGUUAUCGAAAGCCACUUCGUCAUCAUCAAUUACGUUAUACCAUGGCCAUGUAUUAUCCUCAAGAUACAACUAUUGAGAUGGGACCCACUGCUAUCAUACCUCGAUCACAAUACGAUGUUAAGCAUCCGAAAAUGUAUUCACAUUCUGAAACACUAGAAAAUCCGAAUACAACAAGUGACGAUCACGAUAUUUCUCUAGUUUGCACAGCCGGUACUGUGCUGUUAAUUCACUAUGAUAUUGUGCACAGAGGAACAGCCAAUCUAACAAAUCGUUCGCAUCGUUAUAUGUUUAAAUUCCAGUUUACUCGAAUUGAAGAGCCAAAUCAGCCAACAUGGAAUCAUGACCCGACAAAUGCGUCUUACGACGCAGCUGAUGCAGGAUUAUUACAGCCAAUUGUCAAGCAUGUCUGGAACUGGAUGAUAGGUCGUGACAUUAUCUUACAAGAACUUACCACUGAUCAAGAUAUUAACAUGUGGAAAACACAGCUCAGUGAUCAUUGUGGGAAAAUCCGUCUUAAUGCAGCUUAUAAUUUAGCUUUGAAUAACGAAUACAAUAUUUUAAUCCAACAAUUAUAUAAGAACGAAGAAAUUCCUCGUUUCGAAGCAGCAUAUGCAUUAACGGCUAGUCGAUAUAAUAAAGAGGCAAUCGAUGAAUUACAAACAGUGCUAAUAAGAGAAGAAAACAAUGAACCCAUAGCAUAUUGUAUAGCAUUCAUCUUUUCCGAAAUGGGUUCAGCAGCACUGAAUACUUUACCAUUAUUGAUACACAUCAUUGAAAAAAGUCAUUCAUAUUUAGUGAAACAAUACUGUUGUGAAGCCCUGGGAACUAUCCAAGUAAAUGAGCAACAUUAUAUUGACACGGUCAUAUCAUGUUUAACAAAUGUUCUUGCGGGUCGAGAUCAUCUGGAAGAUCCUAAAGAAGCAUCCCAUAUGAGACUUACGGCUGCAUUAUCCUUGGCUAAACUUGGCGUCAAAGCAAUACAAGCAAUACCUAGUCUAAAAGAAGCACUCUAUCUGGAUAAAAAUCGAUAUGUGAAUGCAAAUGCAUUAUUAGCUUUGAAAAGAAUUGGAACAGAAGAAGCGUUAAAAAUUGUUUUGCAUUAUCUUGAAAUGUCACGAUGGUGUGCAAAGACAACAGCUGCUAGUUUAUAUUAG
Messenger RNA from Rotaria sp. Silwood2, 1482 nucleotides. NCBI's taxonomy places the organism in Eukaryota, Metazoa, Rotifera, Eurotatoria, Philodinida, Philodinidae. The record is from the annotation of a GenBank genome assembly.